Molecule: messenger RNA, 1404 nt
Organism: Talpa occidentalis (Iberian mole)
Lineage: Eukaryota; Metazoa; Chordata; Mammalia; Eulipotyphla; Talpidae
Gene: SUN3
Product: Sad1 and UNC84 domain containing 3
Exons: 10
Coding region: 200-1282 (360 amino acids)
Biological process (GO): nuclear envelope organization
Cellular component (GO): nuclear envelope; meiotic nuclear membrane microtubule tethering complex
Molecular function (GO): protein-membrane adaptor activity
Source: RefSeq, a predicted model, not a curated record
ACAGAGGAGUGAUGCAAUAGAGGAAUCCAAGGCAUUUCAAGAUUUGCGCACUCACAGUUUCCCCCUGGGAGGAGAAACACCAGUGAAGAGAAAAACAAUACAACAAAAACCAUUACGGACAGUGUCAUGUUUUCCAUCAAAUAGAAAAGAGAAAGCGAUUGGUAUUCUUCCUUCUAACAGCUCUUUGUUACUCGGGAAAAUGAGUGGAAGACCAAAGUCUAGAAGACGGGCCAGGUAUUUUAGAGGUCGUGCUGAAGAAGGAAGUAGUAGUGCCAGCAUGAAUGUCAUACACCCAGAGCCCAGGAACCCUGACUUCAGGGGGUUAACUCGAUCGUGGAAGACUAUCCUAAGUGUGGUGUGUACACUGACUUUUCUUCUUAUAGGAUUGAGAAAUCACACGCAGCUUAAAGAAACAGAAUUUCCUCAGAAUACCAGACAUUUUUAUGCUCUAAUUGCAGACUAUGCCUCAAGGCUUUACAAUUACCAGAUAAAACUUCGAACACCCAAAGUACAACUGGAACUUUUAAAGAAGGAAAGUCAAACUUUGGAAAAGAACUUCCAGGAAAUUCUUGUUUUAAUUGAACAAAUAGAUGUUCUGAAGGCAUUACUUAGAGAUAUGCGGAAUAGUCUAUCCAAUUACAGCUGGGAGACAGGUGGAGAGCCUACUGAGGAUGAGGACCACAUGGGGGUCGAGGAUGAGGAAAUGUCAAACUUGGUAGAUUAUGUACUUAAAGUGUUCAGAGAAGACCAAGUCCAGAUGGCUGAUUAUGCCCUUAAGUCAGCAGGAGCCUCCAUAAUUGAAGCUGAAACCUCAGAAAGUUACAAAAAUAAUAAAGCAAAACUUUUCUGGCAUGGGAUUGGGUUCUUAAAUUAUGAAAUGCCUCCAGAUAUUAUUCUUCAGCCAGAUGUCCACCCUGGAAAGUGCUGGGCCUUUCCAGGUUCCCAGGGUCAUGUCCUAAUAAAGCUUGCCAGGGAGAUCAUACCAACUGCUGUCACCAUGGAGCACAUCUCAGAGAAGGUGUCUCCCUCAGGAAACAUCUCUAGUGCACCCAAGGAAUUUUCUGUCUAUGGUAUCUUGAAACAAUGUGAAGGAGAAGAAAUUUUCCUAGGUCAGUUUAUAUAUAACAAAAAAGGAAUCACGGUUCAAACAUUUACAAUCCAGCAUGAAGUUUCUGAAUCUUUAGUAUGUGUGAAACUUAAAAUCCUCAGCAACUGGGGACACCCGAAGUAUACCUGUUUAUAUAGAUUCAGGGUCCAUGGAACCCCAGGAGAUCAUACCUAGAACUGUUGCAGAAAGCCAUGAUCUCAGGUCCAGAAAAUCCAAAGAUUCUUAUUCCCUCAUAUUCACCACACUCAUAAGAAUAAAAAUUGGGAAAGGGAGGGAAACCUAAAAAUGGUUCAUAC